Messenger RNA from Eupeodes corollae, 3112 nucleotides. It is a transcript of the gene Rop, whose product is annotated as protein ROP. Bases 129 to 1943 code for a protein of 604 amino acids. Gene Ontology annotation, molecular function: syntaxin binding. The record is from RefSeq and is a predicted model, not a curated record. NCBI's taxonomy places the organism in Eukaryota, Metazoa, Arthropoda, Insecta, Diptera, Syrphidae. Gene Ontology annotation, biological process: neurotransmitter secretion; vesicle-mediated transport; intracellular protein transport. The transcript is spliced from 10 exons. Gene Ontology annotation, cellular component: secretory granule; plasma membrane.
UUUCACUGUCUGCUGUCGCUGUGAUUCAAUCGUGCUUAAAGUUACUGACUUCACAUAUCUGAAUAAAUUGUAUUGAGCAAAGAAAGCCUAUUUUAAAAACAAUAAUUUAAUCAAAUUUAAUUAUCAAGAUGGCUCUUAAAGUGCUCGUUGGCCAAAAAAUCAUGAAUGAGGUGGUGAAGUACAAACCUCCAGCUAAUCCCAAAAAGGGGGCAGCAGCUAAGCCAGCAGGGGCUGGAGUCGAAUGGAGAGUACUUGUCGUAGACAAGCUAGCCAUGCGAAUGGUAUCUGCUUGCACUAAAAUGCAUGAGAUAAGUGCUGAAGGAAUAACAUUGGUUGAAGAUAUCAACAAGAAACGAGAACCACUUCCAACAAUGGAAGCCGUAUAUCUUAUUACGCCAUCUGAAGAGUCUGUUAAAGCACUUAUGCGUGAUUUUGAGAACCCUGCACGUCCGAUGUAUCGGUAUGCACACGUCUUUUUUACUGAAGCUAUUCCCGAUGAUGUUUUUGAAAUAUUACAGUCGUUCAGGGAUAUACACGGAAAAUUAAUUGCCAAGAAGUACUUUAUGACGUGUAAAGAAAUCAAUAUAGCGUUUAUAGCUUACGAAGAUAAGGUAUUCUCCCUUGAUUCCCCGGAUACAUUCCAAUGCCUUUAUUCGCCAGCAUUCGCUUCGAUUCGUGCCAAGCACCUCGAGCGUAUCGCCGAACAAAUUGCUACUCUUUGUGCUACUCUAGGUGAAUAUCCGAUGUUACGUUAUCGUUCUGAUUGGGACAAAAAUGUGGAUCUAGCUGCUUCGGUACAACAGAAGUUAGAUGCAUACAAAGCUGAUGAACCGACUAUGGGCGAAGGACCCGAGAAGUCACGUUCUCAGUUGCUUAUUUUGGAUCGUGGUUUUGAUUGUGUUUCUCCACUUUUGCACGAACUUACUCUUCAAGCUAUGGCUUAUGAUUUAUUGGAAAUUGUCAACGAUGUUUACAAGUAUACUCCGGCACCAAAUGCUCCCGAUAAAGAGGUACUUUUAGACGAGAAUGAUGAAUUGUGGAUUGAGCUUCGUCAUCAACAUAUUGCUCUUGUUUCAACACAAGUAACACAGAAUUUGAAGAAAUUUACAGAUUCCAAACGGAUGACCUCAACCGAUAAGUCCUCAAUGCGUGAUCUAUCGCAAAUGAUCAAGAAGAUGCCCCAAUAUCAAAAGGAAUUGUCCAAGUAUGCAACUCAUUUGCAUUUAGCAGAAGAUUGCAUGAAAGCCUAUCAAAACUACGUAGAUAAACUGUGCCGGGUAGAACAAGAUUUAGCCAUGGGUACCGAUGCUGAAGGGGAAAAAAUCAAGGAUCACAUGCGAAAUAUUGUUCCCAUACUCCUCGAUCAGACUGUUCCAAACUGCGAUAAAGUUCGCAUAAUUGCCCUGUAUGUGAUGAUCAAAAAUGGAAUAUCAGAAGAAAAUCUAACCAAACUUUUUACACACGCCCAGUUGGGUCCAAAAGAACAAGAUAUGGUUAGGAAUUUAAGCUUCUUAGGUGUUAAUGUGAUUGCCGAUAGUCGUAAGAAACCAUACACAGUUCCCAGGAAGGAACGUAUUACGGAACAAACCUAUCAAAUGUCUCGUUGGACACCAGUUAUUAAAGAUGUGAUGGAAGAUUGUAUUGAAGAUAAACUAGAUCAGAGGCACUUUACAUAUUUGUCUGGUCGUGCCCAGAAUGCUACAUACCAUGCACCCACAAGCGCUCGAUAUGGUCACUGGCAUAAGGAUAAAGCCCAAACAGCUGUCAAGAACGUGCCGCGUCUAAUUGUAUUUGUUGUUGGUGGUGUCAGUAUGUCCGAAAUGCGAUGCGCAUAUGAAGUUACAAAUGCAGUAAAAAAUUGGGAAGUCAUAGUUGGUUCUUCACAUAUUCUUACGCCUGAAACAUUCCUUUCUGAUUUGGGAAGCCUUUCCAAAGAAGACUAGGCUAUAAUCGAUGGUUAACAAAUUAAUUUCAAAUAUAGAAAAAGAAACCAGAGACGGAGCUAAAGUUAAAAUAAAACUCUAAUUAAAUUUAUUUAUUCCUCCUUUACUACAAUAACCAUAAACGGAAAAUAAAAAAAGUAUAAAAAAGUUAUAAUCAAAACCUAUGUUUGUGUAUCGGAAUAAUUUGUUAUAUACAAAUACACAAUAUUUAACUCAUUAAUUAAUUUAUAAUUUAAAACGUGAUAAAUCAAUAUAACCUCUAAAAAAAAAUGAAUUUUUGUGUUUAAGGUGCUUUAUAUUAUGUUAUGUAUUAAGCCUGUUUUUAUUUUUUGUUUUGUUACUUGAAUAGUGUUUAAUUAUUAUAAAAGUAAAAUGUGUCUAACAAGAUAUGAUGUGCUUUAUCACUUUAUUCUUAGUAUAUACUAAACGUUUUUUGAUUAAAUUUAAACUUUCCAGUUUAUCAAAUUAAAAAAAAAGUAUUUGUAAUUUUUUUUUUUUUUACUUUAUCUACACAUAGAUUUGAAUUUUAUUAUCUUGUUUUUUAUAUAAUUACUUAUUCUAAACAAAUUUCCAUUGCAUGACGCGGCUUAUGCCUCCUUUUAGACCGAGGUUGAUAAUCCACUACAACAAAUUCUUGUUCAAGAACAUCAGUUAAUACUUGUUGUAGUACACGUAAACAAUUCUCGGUAGAGGUUUUUAAUUCAGUGAAUGUAAUAAAAUGUGAGCUUUAUCUGCACAUUUAAAACUUACCAUAUUGACAUCGAGGUAUAUUUAAACAUUUUAAAGUGUUUUUGUUUACUUUGACACGUUUAAAAUUACGUUACUUCACGAGUAGUAAGCCAGUUCCUAUUCAAAAAGCGUAUAAUGGUCAAGCAUCAAACUUGUUCUUUGUUAGCCAAAACUUAUAAUACUUGGACAAUAGUGGUUAUGAACAAAUAUCUAUUUUCUUCGAUAAGCCCUCGAAAAUUAUUUCAAGAUAAAAUCUAAAUUAAGGAUCUUCUCGAGGUCUCAUUUGCAUAGACAGCUUAUCGUUUUUCACAUUGAGUUUGAUGUUUGCCUCUUAAAUAACUGGAAUACUAUUCUUUUAACAUAAGUUGAAAUUUCCUCUUUAAUCUAUAAACUAAAAUGUGUUUGAUUUGUUUAAAAAAAAAUUCAAAUAAUAAAAUGUU